Molecule: messenger RNA, 2772 nt
Organism: Diatraea saccharalis (sugarcane borer)
Lineage: Eukaryota; Metazoa; Arthropoda; Insecta; Lepidoptera; Crambidae
Source: the annotation of a GenBank genome assembly
AUGUUUCAUUUACAUCUUCCUAUAAUAGAUUUUCAGAAAUCCGUGUCAUCUUCAACUGAAAUGACAUUUCUUGCAGCGUACGUAACACUCUUCUACGGGUUAAUCAAAUGGCAUAAUGUAGUGGCUCUGUCUUGUAUAUCUAAUGAACCAGUUUGCGGCAAUGAUGGAAAUACUUAUAAAACCAUCUGCCACCUGAGCCUCGCAAGGGCAAGAAACGAAGACCUGCUACCACUCCACGAAGGACACUGCCAAUUUACGAUUGAUGAAGUACCAACAUAUAGUAAUCUAGAAGAGAGUACCAAUCUCGGAAGAAGUAAAAAGGAAAAAAAAUAUAAUUCUUCUAAAAAUAAAAAGCUGAAAGACCCACGAGAAAUACUUCCUUGUCAUAGUAAUUGGUUUCCUGUUUGCGGUUCGGAUGGUAAUACUUAUCCAAAUAGAUGUACCGCUUUGUACGAAACGUUGAUAGAUCCAUCAUUAUAUGUGAUACACCCUGGUGAAUGUAAAAAAAAUGAAAAGCAAAGUAAUAAACUUUUUGGAAAAAAUAAAGAACCAAAUAAAUUUAAAAAGAGUAAAAAACAAAAUUUUAAAGACAUGACAGAAGAAAAAGAUGUAUCUAAGUUGAAUAAAAAACAAAAUUCAAAAGAUACGACAGAGGAAAGACAGGUUAAUAAAUUGGGUAAAAAACAAAAUUUAAAAGACACGACAGAAGAAAAGGCGGUCUCUAAUGGAGAUAAAAAACAAACUCUAAACGAUGCGACAGAAGAAAUAGAAGUUUGUUCUACUAACAGGUCACCUGUUUGCGGUUCCGAUGGAACAACUUAUCCUAACAAAUGCUACGCUUUGUACGCAACAUUGACAAAUCCAGAUCUAUAUGUAAAACAUUCUGGAUUUAUCAUCUGGACAACGUUAGCAGUAUCUAAUGGAAAUUUUUGGCCUUUUGAAUGUCCAUUCAAACAACCAAAGCUAUCACCGCAAUUAUGCGCAUCAGAUGGCAACACGUAUGGUACGCUUUGCGAGUUUAAAGCAGCUCAAACUUAUAAUCCCAGCUUAUAUGUGAUGCACAGAGGAAAAUGCAAACAUAUUAGAUUUACAACUACUACUAAUACACCUCGAAAGUGGAACCCUUUUUACCCUUUCGAAACACCUAAUUACGAAUGUACACACAAAUGUAUGACUACAACACGCAAACCUAAAAGAAAACGGCCCUCGACAACUAAAAGACGAACUCGAUCAACAACAACAGUACACGAGUCAUCGGAAUUGGAACCUUAUGAAGCUGAAUAUGAGUCAAUCGAAACAACAACAAAAAGUCCAAAGCUCACAACGAAACGACCAAAACACCAAACGCAGUUGCCUGAAUCACUAGAAAUAGAAACUUCUGAACCUCCUCAAGAUGGAUCAGCUGAGUCUUUUCAACAGUCAGAUGAAUCUGUUGGCAACAAUGAUGAAGACCCAACUGAAACCGUUAAAACAACAAAACCCGUUGACGAAGAUGAAGAAGGAUUUAUCCUCUGGACGUUAUUAGUUGUCUCUAAUGGAAAUUUUUGGCCUUUUGAAUGUCCAUUCAAAGAACAAAACCAUUCACCACAAUUAUGCUCAUCAGACGGAAUCACGUAUGGUACGCUUUGCGAGUUUAAAGCAGCUCAAAUUUAUAAUCCCACCUUAUUUGUAGUGCACAGAGGAAAAUGCAAACAUAUUAAAUUUACAACUACUACUAAUACACCUCGAAAGUGGAAUCCUUUUUAUCCUUUCGAAACAACUAAUUCCGAAUGUAAACACAAAUGUAUGACUACAACACGCAAACCUAAAAUAAAACGACCCUCGACAACGAAAAGACGAACUCGAUCAACAACAACAGUAUAUGAGUCAUCGGAAUCGGAAUCUUAUGAAGCUGAAUAUGAGUCAAUCGAAACAACAACAAAACGUCCUAAUACUACAACAAAAACACGGCCAAAACACCCAACACCGUUGCCUGAAUCACUGGAAAUAGAAACCUCUGAACCUCCUCAAUAUGGAUCAGCUGAGUCUGUUCAACAGCUGGAUGAAUCUGAUAGUAAAAAUGAUGAAAACCCAACUGAUACUGUCAAACCAACUGAACAUGAUGACGAAACUGAAAAAGGAACAUUGCUGUUGACAUUAGCUGUGUAUUGCUACGGAACAUUCUCCGUGAAUUGUCCACCACGCCAACAGUUCGGGGAACCUGAGGAAAUAUGCACAACUACAGGAAUAACCUACGAUAAUAUUUGUCAAUAUAAACUAGCAAAAAUGUUUAAUCCGUCCUUACUAAUAUUGUAUGUAGGAAAAUGUGAAAUUGAAAAUUAUAAUGAUAAUGAAUCCGAAGAGUAUGAUGUUGAGGAUGAAUAUGAGGAGGCGAGGAAAAAAAGAAGAAAUCGGAAUAAACCCAACAAAAAAGGCGGAAAGGGCAAAAACGGUAAAAACGGCCAGCGGCGAGGUAGGGACUACCAAUUUAAAAGUGCAAGAAUAGCUACAAUGAAGGUUACCUAACACUACAUUGUAUUAAAGGCUAGGUAUAUAUCCUACAAGCCGUUUUUCCGUGACUUCUCCCGCGUAUAUUAUAGCCUAUGUCAUCCUCCUACGAUAUAGUUCCCCUAGGUGAAAGAAAAUCAUAACAUAAAAUCGGUCCAGUUUCGAGGCCUAUUCGAAGUAAACAAACAAAAAAUCAUAUAUUUCCUGUUUAUAAUAUAUGUAUAGACUAGACAAGCAAAGAGCUCGACAAUAUUUUCAUAUAAAAAAAAAUGUGUGAUGGAGUAA